Messenger RNA from Mycena citricolor, 2767 nucleotides. Lineage: Eukaryota; Fungi; Basidiomycota; Agaricomycetes; Agaricales; Mycenaceae. The record is from the annotation of a GenBank genome assembly.
CCUUGAUCCGUGACUUGAUAUUGAUCUUUAGCCUACCGUACAUCGGUGCUGCUUAAAUUCUGCAUGCGUUCUCACCUCUGGUCUAUUUAAAAGCUAAUAACUUGGUGCGUUACCCGAAGGCAGGGAACUAGAGGCUUCUCGGCCUUCUCUGACACGAAUCACCCCGACUCAUGCCAAUAAAUAACCGAGUUCCUCUGCAUUUCAAUAUCUAAACCCACACGACUUCACUCCUCCAACACAAUGCUCGCAUCUCUUCUCUCAGUAUCCAAAGGCUUUAGGACCGUUCUGUGCAAGAGACCGGUCGCACCGCAACGGAAUUACGCGCUUCAAUCGUACCCCAGUCAGGCUCUGGGACAACCCUCAGUCGACGCCUUCCUGGAACCCAACACGUCCACCUGGCAAUACGUGGUUCACGAUCCUGUUUCAAAGGACGCAGCCUUGAUCGACACCGUUCUGGACUACAAUGCAGCCUCUGGCCAGAUAUCGACCAAGGCGGCCGAUGCUAUUCUCUCAUUUGUCAAGGAUCAGGGGCUGCACGUGAAAUAUAUCUUGGAAACCCACGCUCAUGCGGAUCAUCUGUCAGCUGCUCAAUACCACAAGAAGAUGUUGAACGCUCCUGUGGCCAUUGGCUGCCGCAUUGGCCAGGUCCAGAGCACUUUCGCGUCGAGAUAUGGGUUCACUCACCCAUAUCUUGAGGGGAGUUUCGACAUUCUGCUCCAAGACGACGCGACGUUCGACUUGGGAUCCCUCGUGUGCAAAGUGGUCCAUCUACCCGGACACACACCUGACCACAUCGGGUAUGUUAUCGGCGAAGCCAUAUUCACGGGGGAUUCGAUCUUCCAGCCUGACGUUGGAUCCGCUCGCGUUGACUUCCCAGGUGGCGAUGCGAAAGCUCUUUUUUCGACGAUCCGUCGCCUGCUGGCAUUCCCACCCUCGUAUCGGCUGUUUGUGGGACACGACUAUCCAGCUGAUCGGCCUCAUCAAUGCGCAAGCACAGUGGAAGAACAGCGUCGCUUGAACAAACAUGCCAAUGAUAAAGUAUCCGAGGCCCAAUUCACCGAGUUCAGGACCGCGCGUGAUCGAGUCCUGGGGGCCCCGACGCUGUUGCAUCCCUCCUUGCAAACCAACAUCAGAGCCGGGAAGCUGCCGUACUCUGACGCCAGUCCCUUGCACUUCAAAAUCCCUGUCACUUCUCCCGUAGAUAUCUAGCAUCGAUAUCUACACAAUCUAAUCUAAUCCAAUAUGAUCAUGUGCUCUAAUCCACAUCCGCAUUAGGCAGAAAUCACUUCGCCGGAACGUCUAGGACGGCAUUGCUCUCUUCUGCGACCGCUCUCGCUCGGCUGCGAUGGGUGUCCUCGGGAAGUUCUCCAAUUCGACCAAGAAUCUCCUCGCUGGCCGGGAUGUGACUCCCCAACAACCCGAACGGCUUCCCCUCGCCGAGGAGGAAGGGAUCCAGGAAUCGGGACUGGAAACGACGCCUGCUUCCACCAAGGUGGACAGCCCCGUUACGGAGAAAGCAAGCGGACCCAAGCCCCGUCGGCUCUCCUUACGUGUAUUCGGCCCGGCGCACAGCAAGCAACCUAAACCUGCGCUGUCCGAAGCUCGGGAACGCGAAAAGAAGGACAAAGCUUCGAGUGCCCUGGCCAAGCGCAUAUCCAAACCAUUGUCCUCCAAUGCGGAUAAACGCGCAAAAGAAUCUGCGCUCAUCGUGCGAACAUUGAUCACUGGUGCCCCUGGAGCUAUGGCAAAUGGGAGCAAGAAGGCGUCCCAUCUAAACCAAGUCAAGUCGGAGCUCUCUCAGCCCACCUCUGCGAACAGAGUGAUUGCACAACUUCGGACGCUCCCUUCGACGGCGCCGGGAACCGCACUUGAGGAAGAGUCGGACGCCAGCAGCCCCGCUGUUCCGAUUCACGCUGUAUGCCUUGCUCAUCCAGACGAGAAGGAGCACGAACUGCACUUUUCCAAGCUGAGCCCCGAAGAUCACGACGGGGUAUCGCACUACAUUCCCAGUAUCGCGCUCACGUCCAUCGAAACUCUGCAGAACACGUUCAGGGAGAUGCAUAUCGUCGACUUGGUCUCUGACCCAGAUCUGGGUCUUGGCCAGCCGGGGGACGGGGAUGGGCUACUCGCGGGGGCUCUUCCGACUCCCGAGACGGUGAUCAAUGGAAUCGAGGAGAUCACGCCUCAGCUUAUGGCGCUGGGCUAUGCCACUGGCAAAGCUAUGCUUCCGGACCACAAAGGUGUCCAUCCGCCAACGGACCGCAUGUCCGUUCUGACGUACUGGUGGGGCCUUGAGCUCGUGCUGCCGCCCCCUUCACUUGCGUACUUGAAGAAAUCACAGUCCGUCGCAACGGCCCUGGUUAAUUUCCUCACCGCUGUCUCUGUGAUGAACAAGGGCGUUCGGGAGCUGCUACCGUUCGUUCGGUAUAUCUCCCAGUUCAUUGACUUCGAGUUCUCGACAAUCCGUGGCCAAGACAAAGGGAUGGGUGUUGUCUGCGCCGCCACCUGGUUGAUGCCAGCGGCUCUCGUUCCACGGCCAUGGGACUUUCCUCCGCCAGAAGUCAAACAAGAUGCGAAGCUCGAGAUCGAGCCGGUUCCAGGGCAGCCAGAGGCUGCCCUGCCACUGCCGUUAUCUUCAUCUCCCCGAGCCGCUGUCUCGGAACCCGAUCUGACACCUGAUCCCGCUCAUGCUUCCCGAAUGAAUCCACCGAUUGCUCUCUCUCCCGGUCACAAUAUGAUUCGGACACCGCGCAUGGCUAUGGCCUGA